Molecule: messenger RNA, 360 nt
Organism: Capronia epimyces CBS 606.96
Lineage: Eukaryota; Fungi; Ascomycota; Eurotiomycetes; Chaetothyriales; Herpotrichiellaceae
Exons: 2
Coding region: 1-360 (119 amino acids)
Source: RefSeq, a predicted model, not a curated record
AUGUUCUGGACCAUCGGUUGCAUUUACGGUGCCUCUUCCGUGGCGUUGGGUGCUUUUGGAGCUCAUGGAUUGAAGAAACACAUUGCUGACCCUUCCAAACUCGCAAACUGGUCGACCGCAGCUCACUAUCAGUUGGUUCACAGCGGCGUCCUUCUGCUCGCUUCUUCUGUGGCGCCAAAGAACAAAGCUGCUGCCAUAUUAUUCACUGCCGGCAUCACGAUGUUCAGUGGUAGUCUGUAUCUGCUGAUCCUUGAUCCUCAACGUUUCAAAGCCUUGGGUCCGGUAACCCCCUUGGGAGGGUUGUGUUUGAUUGCUGGAUGGGGUGCUCUUGCACUGGGAAGUAAGGGAAAGCUAGUUUAG